Emiliania huxleyi CCMP1516 is the source of this 390-nucleotide messenger RNA. RefSeq lists its product as hypothetical. Lineage: Eukaryota; Haptophyta; Isochrysidales; Noelaerhabdaceae. The record is from RefSeq and is a predicted model, not a curated record. The transcript has a single exon. The coding region runs from base 1 to 390 and encodes 129 amino acids.
AUGGCGAAGAGGCGCCGCGAGGACGACACAGCGAGCGCUUCGGCCCCAAACGCCAUGGCCGUCGUCCAGGCCGUUCGGUCAGGGAUCAAGCUGCAGCGAGAGGACCCGCAGCGCGCCUUCCGGCAUGCCUGCCUUCUCCAAAUGCGAGUGAUGUUGGCCGCAAAAAACCCUAUGACCGAGCCUCUGCACAAGUUCUCCCACGGCCAAGGGGUCCUCUGGCGGGACGACUCGCCGCCCGAGACGCCCGCCCUGUCCGCCUCGAGCAGCUCCAGCGACCUCGACUCGGGCUUUAACAUGGUGGAGGACGAGUUUGCGAUGCUUGUGGACGAGCUUGAAGAUCUGGACGAGGUGGCGUCCGUGGCGGCGGAGCAGUGGGCCUCAGCUCGUUAG